AAGCUACAUCAAUCCUAUAAACUACGAAUUAAGACGCUCAAGGAAUAAAAAGUCUAACAACGAUUCUUAGCUCGAGGAGCUCCAAGGGAAUUCUCCCUGGUGAGCGAGUCAGCGCGAGAGAUAGCCUUGAGAAACAGAGUGGCUCAACGCGGGUGCGGGGCACGCGCCGCAGAAGUGAGGCGAACAGGCACGAAAGGAACUGUGGUAUCCUCGCGGUCGUUAUUGUUUCCCUGCAGCUUAAUUCGACAACAAGAGAAGAGGGAUCCGCUAGAGGAAUCGUCGAGGGAGGUUGUUUAUUUUAAAGGCAGAAAAACAACGGAAAAGUGCAGGGUUUUCAUUUCGAAGGAUGUACUACGUGCGUCGGCUCGUCAGUUAGAAAUACAGAGGACUCCCCUGGAUGUUACGAGCUCUUCUGCCAUUCUGUGAUCCCACCAGGUUUGGAAGCAGAGGAGCUUGCAAUCGUUUCAUCAUUUCCGAGCAUUUACAGCGCGACACAGGAGCUGUGUGAGGGGAAAGUAAGAUCGCAUUCCGUCGCAUACAGCACAGCUUUAAUGAAGAAUAAUCAGGCCUGCUAACAAUCUUGUUAAGGGGACACAAUACCCUCAAGACCAAGUAUGGGGUCACCAUGGAAACAACUCCUCCUCCUGUCAAUCAUCAGUGGCCUUUCAGAGUUUUGUGCGGCAGUGGGCGGGCGAUCUGCAUCCUAUGCUGCGGUUCUGAGGCUGAAGCAGGACAGCUCCUCAUCACUGUUGGCCUCCCGGGAAAGGGCCCGGCACGACCGCGGCGUGGGAUCCUCCAUCGCUCUCGACUGGCCAACCUUAUCCAGACCUCACCUGUCAGCCCACAGCAUGCACAGCUCCCUGGAGAACUACAGGAGUGAGGAGAGUGUUGAGUUUGGGCCCGUGUUUCUCCAGGAGCCUGACAAUGCGAUAUUUGCACUGGACUCUGACGAGAAGAAGGUGGCGAUGAACUGCGAGGCUCGAGGGAACCCCCCGCCCACAUACAGAUGGCUAAUCAAUGGAACGGAGGUGGACAUCAGUGCGGAUUUCCGGUAUACCUUGGUGGACGGCUCCUUGAUUAUCACCAACCCUAGUGAGGAGAGUGAUCUAGGGAGGUAUCAGUGCAGGGCAGACAACAGCAUUGGCUCUGUCAUCAGCCGGGACGCCCUCCUCCGCUUUGCCUAUCUGGGGAACUUCAGUGGGAGGACAAGAGGAGGCGUGUCUGUGCGGGAAGGCCAGGGUGUGGUACUCAUGUGCACCCCUCCUCCCCAUUCACCAGAAAUCAUAUACAGCUGGGUGUUCAACGAGUUCCCCUCCUUUGUGGCUGAAGACAGCAGACGCUUCAUCUCCCAGGAGACAGGGAAUCUGUACAUCUCCAAGGUGCAGCCAUCAGAUGUGGGCAGCUACAUCUGUCUGGUGAAAAACACAGCGACCAAUGCCAGGGUCCUGAGCCCGCCCACGCCACUGACGCUGAAGACAGAUGGUAUAAUGGGAGAAUAUGAGCCCAAAAUUGAGGUGCAUUUUCCAGUGACAGUAACUACUGCCAAAGGAGUGACAGUGAGACUGGAGUGCUUUGCUCUGGGGAACCCAGUCCCCACCAUCACCUGGAGGAAAAUGAAUGGAAACAUCCCCAAAAAGGCCAGGCUCCGGAAGUCCCAGGCUGUUCUGGAGAUUCCAAACAUUCAGCUGGAGGACUCUGGCACCUAUGAAUGCAAAGCGGAGAAUCCGCGUGGAGGAAAUGCCUUCCGAGGACAGCUACAGGUCUACACCUACCCCCAAUGGAUCAAAAUGAUAAACGACACCGAGCUGGACAGCGGGGAGCAGCUGCAGUGGGAAUGCAAGGCCACGGGAAAGCCCAGACCCACGUACCGCUGGCUGCGCAACGGCGCCCCCCUCCUGCCGCAGAGCAGAGUGGAGAUGGUGAAUGGAGAGCUGUUGAUUCAUGGUGUUCAGCAGGCUGACUCUGGCAUGUACCAGUGUGUGGCUGAAAACAAAUAUGGGGCCAUCUACUCCAGUGCAGAACUGAAGAUUUUAGCGUCAGCUCCCAGCUUUCAGCCCAGCCAUGUGAGGCUCAUCGCCACCGUGGGGAGGGAUGUGUCACUCGAGUGCAAGCCCCGGGCGUCUCCCAGAGCAACCAUCACUUGGAGGAGAGGGGACAGGAGGCUACAGACCAACAAGAGGAUCAUGGUACUGCGGAACAACACCCUCAGGAUUGUGAACUCCAGUCGAGCAGACGAGGGAACCUACAUGUGCCGUGCUGAGAACCCAUUCGGCACUGCCGAAAGGGCCAUCGUGCUGUCAGUCAAAGACCCCUUACGGGUGGAUUUGUCCCCAACGCGUGUCGAGGUGUCAGUGGGUGAGAGUGUGGUCCUCAGCUGCAAGGCGUCCCACGAUCCCUCACUCGAUGUGUCCUUCCUCUGGCUUCGCAACCGCCAUCCACUCAACUUCCAACAAGAAGGGGGCCACUUUGAGUACAUCAGAACACAGUCUUCCACUGCAGACCUGAUGAUCAGGAGCAUCCUCCUGAAACAUGCUGGGAAGUAUGGUUGCCAGACGCAGACCAGUGCGGACACAGUGUACGCCGAGGCGGAGCUGCAGGUCCGAGGUCCCCCUGGGCCCCCGGGAGUUGUCAUUGUGGAGGAAAUCACGGAUGUCACGGCAACGCUGUCUUGGAGCCGUGGGGUUGAUAACCACAGCCCCAUCAGUUCCUACAACCUGCAGGCCAGGAGCCCCUUCUCCCUGGGCUGGCAAACCGUCAGGACAGACCCUGAGCAUGUGACGGGGGAUAUGGAGUCAGCCAUGGCCGUGCAACUGAACCCUUGGGUGGAGUAUGAGUUUCGGGUGGUGGCCAGCAAUGCCAUCGGUACAGGGGACCCCAGUGCCCCCUCCAGAGUCGUCAGAACUAAGGAAGCAGUUCCAUCGGUGGCUCCGGUGAACGUGAGCGGAGGGAGUGGCCGCAGGCAUGAGCUGGUGAUCUCAUGGGAGCCGGUGUCUGAGGAGUUUCAGAAUGGCGAAGGUUUUGGUUACAUCGUGGCCUUCCGGGCCAAUGGGACACGAGGAUGGAAGGAGAAGAUGGUGACAUCAGCAGACUCCACCACUUUCAAGUACCGUGAUGAGACAUUCCCACCCCUCACCCCCUUUGAGGUGAAGGUGGGUGUGUACAACAACAAGGGGGAUGGGCCCUUCAGCAAGGUGGUCACAGUUUACUCUGCAGAAGGAGGUAAAGCCAAGAGCUCCCUCGAGUUAAAGCUACCGAGCGGGUCCUCCUCUGAAAUCCAGUGCCCUGAAGUAGCUGAACCACCAAACCCUGGUCCUGGCAGACCUUGGGGAUACGAGGUGACCUACUGGAAGGACAUGGAGCAGGAGGAGUCUGCAGAGAAGAUGAGAACUCCUGGGAACGAGACGUCCAUCUUGCUGAGCGGGCUGCAGGGGAACACCCUGUAUCAUAUCACGGUGAAGGGCUACAACAACAUUGGGCAGGGCCCCCCCAGCAGCGCAGUUAGAGCAAAGACCAAGAAAUCUCCUCCGAGCCAGCCUCCCAGUAAUCUGAUGUGGAUGCAGGAGGGGGACAAUGUGUCUCUUGGGUGGGAGCCGGUGAAGUCGCUGGACAAUGAGUCUCAUGUCAUGGGUUAUAAGGUGUUACUGCGUCAGGAGGGGCGGAGCCACAGCCAGGUGAUCGAGACCCACAACCCCUCAGCUGUGCUGUCGCUGACAGAGGGCGGGGCCUACAUCAUCGAGGUGCGGGCAAUCAGCGAGGGCGGAGUGGGCACCGCCAGCGCUCAGAUCCGAGUGCUCACCUCGUCAGGCGUUCGGGUGAAGAGUGGUCAGUGGUCAGUGCACAGUGCCCUGUGCAGCUCAGUAUGGACCGUGCUGCUCCUGACCACACUGGUGCCUUUAGCUCCUUGGUGAGACCAGAGCCCACCCCCUCAUCCCGCCCGGCCCUGCCCAGCCGGAGCCAGACUCCUCCCAAUCACAUGGGCGGCUGGCUUGGCCUUAUCUCAUCAACAGGACCCGGAAGGCCUGUUGAAGGGGACACAUUUUUCCCACACAAGGAUGGCUGAAAUAUGCAUUUCUUUAUUUCCCUUUUGUUUUUGAACAUUUGGUACUUCUUUUGCUUUAGGUCUUUCCAAAACCAUUGUAGUAAUCAUACUGUACAUUGUUCGGAAAGAUUGUAGUUUGUUCCUGUACGCUGACUUGGUGAAGAGUCCACCCCGUGUACAGAACAGCAUCUUAGCAAGUUCCAGAAGGCUCGUAGGUGGAUCAUGAACGACAACCAGUUCAAACUAGUUCCCUAUGCCAGAUUUUUCCAUUAUUUUUCACUCUCGGCUGCCUAACUGUUAAAGGCAGAAAAAAAGAAAACAAAAAACAACUUGGUAGAAAUAAGUGCAUUGUUUUUCUUAUUCAGAAAAGACAUUUUUUAUAGUAUCAGAGUCUUACUAUUUCCAGAAUCUGCUUUUGUACUUUGUGUUACCUUUAGAAAAAGUGGCGUGCGUGUCAAGGUUUCUGUUUGCGAUUGCCAACUAAGGUGCCAGGAGACUCGGGAGAAGGUGACGUGUUUGACCAAUAGGAGACAGGCUCUUUCCUGUAGUGCCCAAUCACAUCAUUAGACAGUGACAAAAUCACUCUGUGGUGUGACAAAAUAAAUAAAUGUGAUGUAUAUUUUUAA
This is a messenger RNA of Anguilla rostrata (American eel), 4665 nucleotides long. RefSeq names its product contactin-5-like. Bases 615 to 3908 code for a protein of 1097 amino acids. The record is from RefSeq and is a predicted model, not a curated record. Gene Ontology annotation, cellular component: axon; plasma membrane. Gene Ontology annotation, biological process: axon guidance; cell-cell adhesion; brain development. Gene Ontology annotation, molecular function: cell-cell adhesion mediator activity. The transcript has 24 exons. NCBI's taxonomy places the organism in Eukaryota, Metazoa, Chordata, Actinopteri, Anguilliformes, Anguillidae.